GGCAGAGCCUAAUGCAGUCGAUCAACAUCUAGAAUCACUUCCAGCAAAGAAAGAAGCACAAGGUAGUAGAUUUAUACCAUAGAAUACUACCUAGUAACCAUAGAAUCCACACGAAAUGCUAUUACCAUGGAUGACUGGCGCGAAAUCGACUGAAAAGUGAGUCCAUAGAGCUAACAAUCCCUCUUCAAAUGGCAAUGGGUGUUCUUUAUGAUGGAAACUUUAUCAAUGUUACUUUCUAAGCACAGGGGAGUGCUCGGACAUUCGAAGCUUCUCAGUCAAAAAGGUUUUAAGGAUAAGGAGGCAUAGCUCGCUCUGCAUUGUUUCCUCAAUGGGGCCCUCAGAUCCAUCAACAGCUGUAAUCGAAGGCAAUGCAGCAAUGCCCAGCGCAAGCAUGACACCUGGCAGCUCCUCCUCCUCCGUUGAGAGCUCAGCCAAGGGAUCUUCUGAGAAAGCAUCAACCCUGAGUUUCAACAACCUCUUUGUGAGCAUCCCAUCAAAGCUGGCUGCCGAUGCUGAUAGCAAGAACUCUCAACAGAAAAAGAAGGCGGCAUCACUGUGGCGUCAUUGUGGGUUGACACCUGGCGCGGGGACGAAGCCCAUUUUAGAUGGGGUGUCAGGAACUUUGCGGGGGGGUGAGCUGACAGCCAUUCUGGGCCCCAGUGGCGCGGGGAAGACCACGCUCUUCGACGCGCUUAUGGGGAGGGCUCAUGGCAGAGGGGGCAAGGUCUUCUUGGAUGGGCGACCCUUUGACGAGAGCCUCCGGGAUCUCACAGCUUACGUCACUCAGGACGACACCCUAUUUCCGUUCCUGACCGUUCGCGAGAACCUGACGUUUGCGGCGGCAGUCAAGAUGCCCUCUUGUGAUCCAUGGGCUGAGAAGCAACGCCGCAUCGAGGAGGUACUGGAGGAGCUCAGCCUCGGGGAAGUUGCCAACAGUCUGAUCGGCGGUGUUUCGAAUCGGGGGGUUAGCGGAGGGGAGCGGCGGCGGGUGUCGAUCGGGGCAGGAAUCGUGCACCGGCCGUCUGUGAUUUUGUUGGACGAGCCACUUUCCGGACUCGACAGUGCACAUGCUUUCAAGGUUGCGAGCCACUUACGGACCAUGGCGCGUGCGGGUGCCAUUGUCGCGAUGACAGUGCACCAGCCUAGUUUGCGCAUCAGCUCCAUGUUCGACCACAUACUCGUUCUAGCACACGGCCAGGUGAUGUUUGCCGGGGCGCUAGGCGACAUUCCGGGCCGAAUCAGCGCCCUGCGGUCGCCAGAGACGGCCGCAAUCUCCGGCGACUUGACUGAAAGCAAGUCCGCCUUAGAGUCGCCCGAUAGCGCAGUCCCCUACGGCAAUUUUAUUGAGGAGUAUCUCGAGCUGUUGCUCGACAAGGCGCUCGAGGCGCCCGGGGGAUCCCCCGGGGCCGUUCCCGGCGAGAAAGCCGUCAGUCAGCCUGCGCUCGGGGAAGCUGCCCCGGCGGAUUCCGAGGCAAAAGAGUCUGAAAACGGCUCCGCUGGGCGGGAAAUGGCUGCCGGAACCGGAGCGGCCGGAAACACCGAUCAAGGUGACGGAAUCCCGUUGGCGGCCCCCCGCCGCAUCUCGGCAUAUGCGAACGGGCACGUUCGGGAGGUCGUGCUCCUCGUCUGGCGGAAUCAGCUCAUCCAGUUGCGGACGCCCGAGUUGUUCGCCGUAAGACUCAUGCUGGUCACGGGAAUAGGCAUCCUAGUCGCCACACUCUUCAAGGACCUCUCCCCCACGCCCGAAGGUCUCCGGAGCACCUUUUCAUUCGUCGCCACGUGUCUCGCCGUCGCGUAUUUCGAGUCCAAUAACGCGCUGCCACAUGUCAUCGAAGAGAGGGUGAUUGUCGGAAAGGAAACGUUUCAGAAACUCUACAGGGUUUCAUCCUACGUCAUCGCCAAUACGGUCAGCGGUAUACCUAUGUCGGCCGUCCUGGCGCUUAUUUAUACGCUGGAGGUUUGGUGGAUUGUUGGGCUGUUAGGUGGCGCCCCCGCUUUCAUGUACACGUGGCUGAUCCUCUUCCUGUGUUUCACCGUCGGCGGCUCGUUUGCUUCCCUCGCCGCCUCUCUAGUUCCCAGCUUCACCAUCGGAGUCAGCCUGGUGAUCACCGUUAGCUUCGGCCUGUUUCUGGUCUCCGGGUACUUCCAAAACGGCAACGCGUUGCCCUCCUAUUGGCUGUGGCUGCAUUAUCUGUCACUUUAAAUAUCCUUACGAAGCAAUAUUGAUACAGCAACUUGAGCGGAUCUCUUGCGUUCGCUCGCCACCAGAUGGGAGCCUAUGCUUAGGCGAUGGGGCAGAGGUGUUAGAACAACAAGGGAUCACUCCCAUUUCGAAAGGGGGCUUCGUGGGCAUUUUAAUAGCGUUUGCGGUCGUGUAUAGGAUCUUGUUUUAUGUCGUGCUUCAAAUCAGGUUGGCCGCGAAAGCUUUCUAGCAUGAUAUCAUUCCAGUAUUCUAGUGAAAUAGCAUUCUAGUAUUCUCGCAUUCUAGUAUUCUAUGAAGAGGGCCCGCUUUCGGGGGACGAUUGUCGUUCUCGGUGAGUAGAAGGUAGAUUAUUGUAGCAAUAGACUAUUCUCUCAUAUCAGGCAAUUUUUGGCAGAGUCAAAAGCAGGUGGGCCAUGCAGUCAAAGAAGCUUUGCACGAUUCAAUUGCCCCUGCUUGCAAGUGCACGCUAAAAAAUUCAAUCUGAAAGGACACCACUACCGACGGUCAAAAUCUGGGUUCCACAUUCGCGUGACAAACACUCUGCGAAAGCCAGCUUUAG
Molecule: messenger RNA, 2762 nt
Organism: Klebsormidium nitens
Lineage: Eukaryota; Viridiplantae; Streptophyta; Klebsormidiophyceae; Klebsormidiales; Klebsormidiaceae
Source: the annotation of a GenBank genome assembly